AUGAAGGACACACUUCUAAUAGUUCUGCUUCACCUGUGCUGGACUUCUCUCCCGGAAGUGUGUUCCUCGAGCUCAUUCAACGAAAAUGUCAAUAAUUGCACCAUGACGUCGAGGCUAAUUUUGCCAGAACGUUACGUCAAAGAAAUUAGGCCGCCGUCAGAGAAAGGUGCGCCUGUAGUGGUAGAUUUUAAUAUUUUAGUAGUUGACAUUAACUCCAUCAACGUCGAAGAUAUGGAUUUCCGCGUGGACAUGUUCGUCAGUCAGAGUUGGAUAGAAUCUCGAUUUGACAUGUCUCAGAAUAUUUUUGAGGAAGACGAUGAUUAUGUUAUACUUCCGCCAGAACUCUUCGAUAAUCUUUGGCAACCCGAUCCAUAUUUUUUGAAUUCGAAAGUUUCCGAGAUUGCGACUUUGAGUCACAAGUUCUCACUGGUCACUUUAUAUCGGAAUAAAACCGUCAAGUAUUCUGCACGAAUUAACGCCAUUGUUGCCUGUCAGAUGGAAUUUCAAUUGUAUCCAAUGGAUAUUCAAAUCUGCCCAAUUUACAUAGAGAGCUUUUCCUAUAAUCGAAAAAAGUUGCGCUUAAAAUGGGGUGCGAGUGGUGUUACAGUGAAUCCUGAAUUGAAGCUCUUGCAAUAUGAUAUCGGGAAGCCUGUGGUGCUCGAAGAGACUAUAGAUUAUAUGCUCGAAAAAAAUGGAAAUUUUUCGCGAUUAGUGGUUUUUUUUCGCUUCGAGAGGCAGAUCGGACAUCACUUGAUACAGACAUUCGCGCCCUCGACACUGGUGGUGAUGCUCUCUUGGUUCAGCUUCUGGCUGGGCUUGGACGCGAUUCCUGGUCGAGUGGCUCUUCUGGUCACAAGUAUGCUUACAUUGGUGACGAUGUUCACUGGACUCAAGAGUGACAUUCCACCAGUGGCAUACAUCAAAGCACUGGAUGUCUGGAUGGCUGGCUGUAUGAUGUUCGUAUUUGCGGCUCUGGGUGAAUUCGUUGUCGUCAAGGUGCUCGACUUGCGACACACCGAGAAUGAUUCACACAGUUCCACGGGAUCUCGUUUGCUUUCGCGAUUAACGACGACGGAUAAAGGACUAAAUAUUUGGGAUGACGAGUUCAUUUAUACAACUAAAUCGAAAAAUAAGCGAACAAUCAAUGGUCAUUUGCUGCCAACUCUAUGGAUGCCAGAUCCCAGUCAGACACGGAUAUGUAAAACACGCUCUCAGAAAAUAGAUUGCUAUAGCAGAAUUGUGUUUCCUAUACUUUUCCUAUUUUUUGUCAUUUUAUAUUGGCCAAUAGUAUUGCUUAAAAAGGCACCGUAAUAAAACAUAUUUUUAUAAACGAA
Messenger RNA from Camponotus floridanus (Florida carpenter ant), 1334 nucleotides. RefSeq names its product glycine receptor subunit alpha-3 (gene alka). Gene Ontology annotation, biological process: chloride transmembrane transport; regulation of membrane potential; nervous system process. The coding region runs from base 1 to 1311 and encodes 436 amino acids. Lineage: Eukaryota; Metazoa; Arthropoda; Insecta; Hymenoptera; Formicidae. The transcript has 9 exons. The record is from RefSeq and is a predicted model, not a curated record. Gene Ontology annotation, molecular function: transmembrane signaling receptor activity; neurotransmitter receptor activity; extracellular ligand-gated monoatomic ion channel activity. Gene Ontology annotation, cellular component: synapse; membrane; neuron projection.